AUGGAUACAAGGAACCAAAGUAGGUUGGGAGUUAUACGGAGGGAAGAGGACGUUGCAGCCGCCGUGGAGGCCGCUGCCCCCCAGACGAUCCAAAACGGCCAACAAGGCAAAAGCGAGGUGAAGUCGAGGAUGACUCGGAAUUUAUUGGGUUGCUCGAACAGCGCGUCAGAAAGAGAGAUUUGCGAAAAAAUGUGUGCUGAUGAGAAUGGGCCUUUCGAGCCGGGGCUUUCUGGCGACGCACGUUUCUCAAUGCCCUUAAAAAAGAAGGGGGAUUUUCGUAACGAACCUGCAUUAGUGGCAAAAGAGGCAGGAUCGCCGGAGAUUUUUAUAAAUGGUGCCGAUACACGGCAACUGCCGCAAGAGGCGCGAAGGGGAGAAGUGCGACGUCCGCUGGAACAACCUGUAUUGCAGCCCGCAGAAAACGUGGCGGCCAACAACGGAUGCAAUGAUGCUUAUAGACACCAAAAUGGUUUCCAACGAUUGGACAAGGUCUCAGGAGAAUCUUCCAACAUGUGCAGUAAACCCACCGUAAAUGUUGUCUUAGAAGGUAAAGGGGGCUCCCGUAUUCUUGACACGCCUGUGGUUCAGACCUUGCCGGCUUUCUUCAAUUGUCUACCUGGUGCCAUGAGCAAAAACACCAUUCAAGAAUCGAAUGGCAACAACGGCUUCCACUCAGCCGCCGUCUUUCAGCAUGACUCGGAAGAUGCCGCAAGGCGUGUCGUUGUGACCGAUGGAAACAAAACUGCAACUCAAUCGGCGUAUUCGAUGGAGGUCUUGCAAGGUGAUUUACCAUAUUCUAUAAUUUGUGAACUACAGCACUUGAAACAUCGUAGGAAUUCAAGAACUCUUCCUGAAUCACUUGACCCUGCAAUCAACGCAAAGACACCCAGCCCAAUGCCAGUGACACUGGUUGGAGCAGGGAAUCACCACCGGCGGAAACACAUAAAAUUGGUGAGCUCUUACAUUCUUGGUCCUCUCCUUGGGGAAGGCGUGUUUGGUGUUGUUCGUGACGCCAUUGACACCUCCGCCAAUGGUGUCUUCCCUCCGCGUUUUCAGCGCGUUGCAAUUAAAAGUUACAAGUAUCGCCGACCUGCUGCGCCAGGACCUGAUCCAAUAUAUGACCCUGUGGCGAGUUUCCCUCCCGCUGUUUCUUUUUCAAAAAAUGUUACAUAUACGCCUAUUUCUGAUUUUAAAAACCAUCAUAGUUCAAAGAUCCAGCGAAUGUUAGAAAACGAAGUUUGUAACCUGCAGCGGUUUCAUUGUCCUAAUAUUAUUCGUGGUAUUGACAUUUUUAGACGGUAUGGGAAGGAUUAUGUCGUUCUUCCCAUCGCUAUUUGCAAUCUGGAUCAAUUGGUGAAGGAAACCGUACAAUAUGAAAUCCGCCAAAGACAACUUCAGUCGAACACCGGGGCAUCUUUUCUUUCUGGUCAAGGGAGCAUCUUGCCGGAUAAUAAAUCGGGCUCUGAGAUGAUAAUCGAUCUUUCGUGUGCAAGUUACAUAAGCGCGGGUGAAACUGAGAUGAACUUACUUAGCUCUACACAGGGUGACAGCGUGUUUCCCCUUUUUUCCGCCGAUUUUGUGAGAGGUGUCAUGUAUCAGCUGCUGCAUGGAGUUGCGUACCUGCACAAUCAAGGCCUUGCACAUAAUGACUUAAAGCUACAAAAUAUUCUUCUUUUUGCCAACGGAGAAUUGAAAAUCUCAGACCUUGGCAGCGUCCUGGAAGAGUAUAACGAUCAGGGGACCCCGAUGUAUAUUUCUCCAGAAGUCUGCAAAUAUUUUUACUGUGCUGAAGAUGUUGAAGAUGAAAAAAAUAUGGUUAAAGUUGACGCAUUCAAAAAUGACAUGUGGAGCUGUGGCGUGAUUCUUUACUAUCUUCUUGUGGGGAGGCCACUCUGGGAAUGUAAAAUGGAUGUCUGCAAUAGGUAUCAAUUGUUUCGUGAGAUUGCUUCGCAAACAUCUCCAAUUGAUUUGGAUUACGUCCCUGAACCAAGAGAAACAACAGAAACAACAACCAUGAUGAUGGAUGACUCGUUAGGGAAAGUCAACAACACGCCUGAUAGCAGUGCAACGGAGGAGAUUUCACCCUUGAGUCUGCGUCACUUGUUAAGGUGUUUGCUUGAUAUUAAUCCCGCCACACGCUUGUCGGCAAAAGAUGCCAUUGAGCAUCCGUCACUGCGUGCACUGCAGUUGGGGGGGAGUUUUGGCAAUGAUGCAAUAGGUAUGGCACAACGAGAAGUGGCUUUUCGUGUGUCGCAGUCACCCCAUCUUCAACUGUUUAUUAAAAGGGAUCGGGAGAAACACUUGCAGUUCGUGGCGGAGUGUUGCAGUACGCUGAACAUAGUGCUACCAAAGGAGAUAUUCCUUCCAGGUACUGGGGAGGGUGGUUGCGAGAAUGAGUGGGUUGAGGACACGGACAGUCCCUUGUUCCGAAGUGCCACCUCCUCCCUAACGAACGCGACUGUGGACAGGAGUAUCUUUCCCACAACGCGGGAUUACCACUACUAUGAGAACAAAUUAGGGAGGGCCGAGCAUGAUCUACGGUCUCUUCUUCAAAAUCAUGCAAAGGUGAACAUGUUGCGGAAUUAUAUGUUUGGCACAGUACUUGUGGAAUGCGGCUACCGAAACGCUGAAGAGGCGGAAGCAAAGCGUAUACUAGAUCUAAAGAAGAAUCAAAUGAAACUUGUAGCCGCCGAACAAAAAGAACUUUUGCAAGCAAAAUCCGCACGCGUUUUAGUUGGUACAAGCAACCAGAAGAACAUUGAGAGAAACCAAUGCUCUGGCUGCUUUUGUGGCCUCAUGUAA
Messenger RNA from Trypanosoma cruzi, 2802 nucleotides. RefSeq names its product protein kinase, putative. The transcript has a single exon. Gene Ontology annotation, cellular component: cytoplasm; autophagosome. The record is from RefSeq and is a predicted model, not a curated record. Gene Ontology annotation, biological process: autophagy; peptidyl-serine phosphorylation; protein autophosphorylation. The coding region runs from base 1 to 2802 and encodes 933 amino acids. Lineage: Eukaryota; Euglenozoa; Kinetoplastea; Trypanosomatida; Trypanosomatidae. Gene Ontology annotation, molecular function: ATP binding; protein serine/threonine kinase activity.